This is a messenger RNA of Conger conger (European conger), 1398 nucleotides long. It is a transcript of the gene tdh2, whose product is annotated as L-threonine dehydrogenase 2. Lineage: Eukaryota; Metazoa; Chordata; Actinopteri; Anguilliformes; Congridae. Bases 152 to 1255 code for a protein of 367 amino acids. The transcript is spliced from 9 exons. Gene Ontology annotation, molecular function: L-threonine 3-dehydrogenase activity. Gene Ontology annotation, biological process: L-threonine catabolic process. The record is from RefSeq and is a predicted model, not a curated record.
AGGUUUGGCAUAUUGGACGCUCAAUGCGGAUCUGUUCGUUCUGAUAACGCUUGGCUAAAACCUGACAAGGCCUGGAGACUUUUUGCAGUCUGCGGACGCUGUCCCGGUCCCCACUCCGCAGUGCACCUCGCUCCCCGGCGGCGUCUCCGUCAUGCUGCCGGGCUGGCUGUGCCGUGUGUGCCGCAACAGAGCCCGGUGGCACCACCUUCCUGCGCGGGGCUUGAGCUGGUCUCCGCGGCAGAUCAGUAGAUGGAACAAGCAGGAGUCCAGCGAGUCCAGCCAGCCGGAGACCCCGCGCGUACUUAUCACAGGAGGCCUUGGACAGCUGGGUGUCGGCCUAGCUCAGCUCCUAAGGAAGCAGUAUGGCACAGAUAAUGUGAUCCUGUCAGACAUAAAGAAACCUCCCACAGAAGUCUUUAACAGUGGUCCAUUUGUGUAUGUGGACGUGUUGGACUAUAAGAACCUGCGGGAGAUGCUGGUGAAUAACCGGAUCACCUGGCUGGUGCAUUAUAGCGCCCUGCUGAGUGCCGUCGGGGAGGCUAACGUAGCGCUCGCCCGCAAGAUCAACAUCACAGGGCUGCAUAAUGUGUUGGACCUGGCUCUGGAGAACUCCCUGCGCCUGUUCGUCCCCAGCACCAUCGGAGCCUUCGGCCCCUCCUCCCCCCGUGACCCCGCCCCCGACCUCUGCGUGCAGCGCCCGCGCACCAUCUACGGCGUCUCCAAGGUGCACGCAGAGCUGAUGGGCGAGUACCUCCACCACAAGUACGGGCUGGACUUCCGCUGCCUGCGGUACCCGGGCAUCAUCUCCGCCGACACGCCCCCGGGUGGGGGCACUACCGACUACGCCGUGCAGAUCUUCCACGACGCGCUCAGCUCCGGGCGGUUCCAGAGCUACCUGCGGGCGGACACGCGCCUUCCCAUGAUGCACGUGGGGGACUGCCACCGCGCCACGCUGGAGUACCUGCAGGCGCCGGACUGCCAGCUGUCGCUGCGCACCUACAACAUCGCCGCCAUGAGCUUCACCCCCGAGGAGGUGGCCCAGGAGAUCCGCAAGCACCUCCCCCACCUGCAGGUCACCUACCGCCCCGACCCCGUCCGCCAGACCAUCGCGGACAGCUGGCCCAUGCGCUUCGAUGACAGUAACGCUCGGCGGGACUGGGGCUGGAGGCCGGCCUACCAGCUGCCCGAGCUGGUGACGGACAUGCUGGAGGCCAUCCGGCAGCAGAGGAGCAGGGAGGGGCUGUGCACCAGCUAGCACCAAAACACCCCCAAACUCUACCCCCCUACCCCAAAACACCCCCAAACUCUACCCCCGUACCCCAAAACACCCCCAAACUCUACCCCCCUACCCCAAAACACCCCCAAACUCUACCCCGUACCCCAAAACACCCCCAAACU